AUGAUCUCAUCCGACUAUAGACAACUGAAUAGCCUUGCUGAAGUGAGAAGACGCCUGUUGUCAGAUAAUAUCAAACUCAUGAGGUUCUAUCGUGAAUGUGAUGAGUUCGAAGGAUGGGCUCGCGAGACUGAGGCUGCCUUGCUGGAUGAGCCUAGCGUAGAACAUGUGAAAGCAUUCCGUAAGAAGUUUGAUCGCUUGGAAGCUGAAAUGAAGACUAGCGGUGGCACCCAACUGAAACAUAUCAAUGUCAUGGCAGAUGAGCUGAUCAGUGAGGGGCACAGCCAGUCGAAACAGAUCGAAGCGCGACAGAAGAAGGUGAAUGCUUUGUGGGCAGAACUUGAACGCUUGCGCGCCAAGCGUGCUGCCAAAUUGGAAACUACCGAAAGAAUUGCUGACUUCGAUUCGUCUUGCGAUGAUACAAGGGAAUGGAUGCAGGGCAAAUUCGAUUUGCUCGAUAGAAAUCCAAAUGAUCUGAAGAGCCUUCAAAACCUCGAACGCGAUCUCAAGCCUCUUGAGGAUAAGAUUCACUAUCUAGAGAAGCUAGCUGCUGAGGUCAAAAAGAAGAACCCUGAGGCUGCUGCAGCCAUUGAAAAGAAGAUUGCUCAGCUUCGUGGCCUCCACAAUGAUCUUUUGCGUAGAGCUCAUGAAAAGAUCAAGAUCGCUGAGCAAUCUCAAGGCCAAGAAAUGUUCGAAUCUGCGCUGAGAGAUGUACUGACCUGGAUCGAUCGCACCAAAAAAGCUUUAUCUGAAGAAGUACGACCUUUGGAUGUGCAGCAAGCUGAAGAUCUGCUCAAGAAGCAUUACGAACUUGGAGAGCAGAUAAAGGACAAGAAAUAUGAGCUGGAAUACGUACAAGAGCUUGGACGUCGUCUACUAGAGAAAAAUCCGCGAUUGCGUGAAGUCGAAGCACAGUUGAAUCAUCUAGGAGCGGAAAUGACAGCGGUCAAGAAUAUGUAUCGCAUUCGUGACGCUCAGCUAAAGGAACAACUUGAUUUGCAAUUAUUCAAUCGCGAAGCAGAACGCAUCGAUGCUGCCACAAAGGGUCAUGAAGCUUUCCUAGAUUAUGCUGACCUUGGA
Molecule: messenger RNA, 1077 nt
Organism: Cylicostephanus goldi
Lineage: Eukaryota; Metazoa; Nematoda; Chromadorea; Rhabditida; Strongylidae
Source: the annotation of a GenBank genome assembly